AUGUCAACAAUCUCUUCAAAUGCUGAUAUCAAUACCAAAUAUCAACGUGUCGCUGCAGAGUAUGCUAAGUUGAAAGUUCAAAUAUCCACGUUGAAGAAUGCUGUUAUUGCGGAACAAGCAAAAAAUGAAAAGCUGUCGGUUGAUUUGCAUAACAGCGAAUCAGCAUUGCGGAAACUCGAAAAUGAAAAGGAAGGAUUUGAAUUUCGUAAUAGCCAGCUGGUGAAGCGAGUCGAAUCAUUACAAAAUGAAAUUGACAAUGUUAAACAGGCAUCCGUUAAGAAACGAGGACUGUUUCAAAAGAAUGCAAGUGCAGAACGUUCGAUUGAAUUGGAUAAUGGUGUUCUGCAGAUGGAAUUGCAGAAGAAAGUGGCAGAAAAUGAAAUAUUGCACAGGAAGAUAUCCGACCUGGAAAGCGAAUAUACGGAAACAACGUCAGCUCUUAAUGAACAAUAUCGGAUCCUUGAAAUCGAAAAUGUAAAGCUGAAAGAAGAACUUAAAAGGAUAAAGACGGAUGUUGUAACUGAUCAGACAGUGAAUUGUAACAUGGGAAAACAGUUGAAAAUCCAGUUAGCUGCUGAGAACAUGUCAGUGAUGGAAGUUGGCGCUACAGGGAGUCAAAAUUUGGCGUUACAUUCUGAAGGAUUUGUCGCUAUGAAAGAGACACUGCAAGUUCUAUGGCUAGAUGCCUUACGUAUGGCAAGAAUGCUAGCAGCUGGAUUUGCAAAUUUACUUCAGCUGUUUGAGCAACGCUCCACAAUCUAUCCAAAUGAUAGUAACAUGGAAAAAUUACCGGAGAGGACACUUCUGUAUGGACGACGAUUGUUAUCAAGUUGUGAUAUGUUUGAAGCCUGUUCAAGCAGCAUUGAAAAUAUUCUGAUAAAAAGCACUGAUAAUGACUGCUGUAACUUAUCUGCUGAGUGCGUAGAAAUUAUUUCAGUUAUCACUAGCGCAUUGUUUUCUUGUCAGGAAUGGCAAGACUUGUUCUAUGAAAAUAGUGUUGAUGAAAAUAGGAUAUCAUGGUGCGGAACGAAUCUAAGCAAAUGUAAUGAUGAUUGGACUACUGCAUUUCUUACACUUCUUCGAUCUCUCAUUGCUCUUUCUGGGCAAAUUAAAUGCAGCGAUGGUCAAUCUGCAUUGGACUUGUUUGCUUUGGUCGAAAAAUCGAGAGCAGCGUUGGCAGAUUGUAGUCGUACUUAUACGGCAAAAAUUUUCAACGAAAAUCACAUUCCGACAGCUACGAAGCGGUUACGCUGUGUCAAUGAAUGCAUAAACAAUUGCUUGACAUCGCUGCAUCGCAAUUUCAAUAGCUUCGUUGCAUUUGUACAGCUGAUCAUGAACUCUAAUCAAAUAAAAGAGGUAGACGUUGUUUCCAAGAACACGGAAGAUGCUUGUUCUCUGUCAGAUUCUGCACUGCCAACUAGUGCUGUGAAGAUGGUAGCUAAUAAGAAUAAUGGCGAAGUUAAACAUGAGGAAGUACAGAUAUCAAAAAACAAAUGUGCGCGGUCAGCUACCGAUUUUUGGAAAUCCGAAAUAGAGUUAGCAACGAAAAGGAUUGUUGAAUUAGAAAAAGAAAAAGAGCGGAUCACUUUGGAUUAUGAACUUCUUAAAACGAAAUUAGACCCAGUGGAGUCGUCAGAAUCUCGAACUGCUGUGUCAGAAGUUUCUUGUAAUAAUGCAGAUGUGAUUUGUUCAUAUUUCGAAGAGCGGAUUGGUGAUUUACAUGCUGAUAUCGAACAUAUUCGUAGUCGAGCUUUCUAUUAUAAGCAUGAAUGUAAAGAUUUGCUCAAAUUAGCUAAACUGUCAAACCACGAAAAUAAAACGUUACGCGAGGAACUAAGCCUUGUAACUGCGAGGGAAUUAGCAUUAAAGGAGGAGCUGGAAAUGACACGGAAAAGUUAUGAUGUGCAACUGCAAAAUUUGCAUGAACAUAUUGCGAAUUUAAAUAUUCAGUUAGACGAGCAGUCGAAAGCAAUGAAUUCUUUCAAAGAUGUGUUUAAUGGAGUAACCUCGACUAAACAGAAUUCUCGCAAAUCACUCCUCAAAUGA
Molecule: messenger RNA, 2046 nt
Organism: Cercopithifilaria johnstoni
Lineage: Eukaryota; Metazoa; Nematoda; Chromadorea; Rhabditida; Onchocercidae
Source: the annotation of a GenBank genome assembly